Phacochoerus africanus (Common warthog) is the source of this 666-nucleotide messenger RNA. RefSeq names its product olfactory receptor 4C11-like. Gene Ontology annotation, molecular function: G protein-coupled receptor activity; olfactory receptor activity. Gene Ontology annotation, cellular component: membrane. The record is from RefSeq and is a predicted model, not a curated record. The transcript has a single exon. Gene Ontology annotation, biological process: G protein-coupled receptor signaling pathway. Bases 1 to 666 code for a protein of 221 amino acids. NCBI's taxonomy places the organism in Eukaryota, Metazoa, Chordata, Mammalia, Artiodactyla, Suidae.
AUGCAGCAAAACAACAGUAUCACUGAGUUCAUCCUCUUAGGAUUGACACAGGAUCCUAAAAAGCAAAAAAUGGUGUUUGUGAUCUUCUUCAUUUUCUAUGUGGGAACCUUGGGGGGCAAUCUGCUUAUCAUUGUGACCAUCAAGUCUAGCCAAACACUUGGGAGCCCCAUGUAUUUCUUCCUGUUUUAUUUGUCCUUGGUUGAUGCCUGCUUUUCAACUUCCAUAGCCCCUAGAUUCAUUGUGGAUACUCUGUCUACAAAGAAAAUCAUAUCUUACAAUGAGUGCCUGAUUCAGGUCUUUGCAUGGCACUUAUUUGGCUACAUGGAGAUCCUUGUCCUCAUGGCCAUGGAUCGCUAUGUGGCCAUCUGCAAGCCCUUGAAUUACCCAACCAUCAUGAGGUGCCAGGUCUGCAUCAUCCUGAUUGCUUUUAUGUGGAUAGGGUCUUUUAUACAUUCUAUGGCUCAGAUUAUUCUGGCCUUGAGACUGCCCUUCUGUGGAUCCAAUUUGAUUGAUCACUACUGCUGUGAUAAGCAGCCCUCGUUUAAACCCACCUGCAUAGAUAUUGAUAUGAUGGACCUACUGGUGGCAUUUAACAGCAGGGCCCUUUGUGCAAGCAGUUUUGUGAUUCUGAUGAUCUCAUAUAUUGUCACCUUGCAUUUGCUGUAA